Homalodisca vitripennis (glassy-winged sharpshooter) is the source of this 270-nucleotide messenger RNA. Its product is annotated as putative protein disulfide-isomerase DDB_G0275025. The transcript is spliced from 2 exons. The record is from RefSeq and is a predicted model, not a curated record. The coding region runs from base 1 to 270 and encodes 89 amino acids. Lineage: Eukaryota; Metazoa; Arthropoda; Insecta; Hemiptera; Cicadellidae.
AUGCUUGGCUCAUUGAUUUCUAUGCUCCUUGGUGUUGGACACUGCCAUGCCUUUGCACCAGAGUUCGCCACUGUAGCCCAGAGGUUGGAGGGUCGGGUCAAGUGUGGGAAGGUGAACUGUGAUGUGGAGCGUGUUGUGUGCCAGCAAGCAGGAGUCUCAGCGUAUCCGACUGUACAGUGGUACCGGCCGUCGUCGCGCCAGAACUCGCGGCCAGGAGAUCACCACUCAGCAAGCAGACAAAAUCGUCAACUUUGUCCGAGGACCAGCUGA